UUUAAUUUGUCAAUGCAAAAUGCCGAAAAAAUUUUGCUUACCUAACUGUAAAGUACAACGAGAUGAUCCGGAUGGUCUUGAUCUGAGCUUUUAUAUUGUCCAAGUGUCCAGUAGCAAAGAAGCACCUGUGUCAGAUGACGUAGAGUUAAGUUUGAUUGAUCCCAAUGUACAGGAGAGUAACGAUAGCAGUAUCAGUGAAGUUACCAGCUCUAAGGUUACCACGAUAAGAUCUAGCAGUAUGCACAAAAAGUCGCUAUCAAAUAUUGAUAUGGAUUCAAUACCAUUUACAAUGGAGAAUCUACCAAUGAUAAGAAGAAUCCUCCUUAAUAGACAAAAUGAAGUUAUUGCUCUAAAGCGAAAGUUGCAGGAAUCGGUUCCAGCACAUGCUUCUGAAAUUUGGAAACGAAUCAUUCUCUUCUCUUAAGAAAAUUUGCUUCCACACUGCACUUCUAUUCUCCA
Messenger RNA from Anoplophora glabripennis (Asian longhorned beetle), 459 nucleotides. RefSeq lists its product as uncharacterized. The record is from RefSeq and is a predicted model, not a curated record. The transcript has 4 exons. Lineage: Eukaryota; Metazoa; Arthropoda; Insecta; Coleoptera; Cerambycidae. Bases 20 to 424 code for a protein of 134 amino acids.